Messenger RNA from Dichotomopilus funicola, 5121 nucleotides. RefSeq lists its product as uncharacterized. Lineage: Eukaryota; Fungi; Ascomycota; Sordariomycetes; Sordariales; Chaetomiaceae. Gene Ontology annotation, cellular component: plasma membrane. The record is from RefSeq and is a predicted model, not a curated record. Bases 1 to 5121 code for a protein of 1706 amino acids. Gene Ontology annotation, biological process: phospholipid translocation; post-Golgi vesicle-mediated transport; endocytic recycling. Gene Ontology annotation, molecular function: ATP hydrolysis activity; ATP binding; ATPase-coupled intramembrane lipid carrier activity. The transcript has 2 exons.
AUGGCGGGCACGGGCAAAUCGCCAACGACAGCGGAAGCGCUGCGGGAACAGCUGGACAACAUCGAAUUGCAAGAAGCAGAAGCCGGCCCGAGUUCGAGUUCUCCCAGCACCACUAGCCCGACGACGACGCAAGGGACGAGCUCUCAACAACAUGUCGAAUCCCCAACAUUGCGCUCUCGACCGGUCCUGGAACCGCUCUCGCCCCGUGCCAGCGGACCCCGCUCCUUCAGCUUCGACGAGAGCAGACAGUCCCGCGCGCGACUACCGCACUCGCCGCUACACAUCAAGAUCCCCGACCUGUACACCAUCCAGUCACACGUUGUCUCGCCACCACCACAACCAGCACCACCACCACCAGCACGAGAUGCGCCCAGCUCGGCACGAUAUAGCGGUGUGGUAUCAUUUCCGGUAGCCACGCGCCUGCGCACGGUGGAAGAACCGAGGGUUUCGUUGACCCGCCCACGACAGACAUUUGACGAGCAGCGAGACAAUACCAAGGUCCCUGGGGACGGCGACGAAAAGGGUAUACCGCCAACAGCGGAGAACCUCAACCGGGGAGCUCACCAUGGGCACCUGAAAGGGUUACGCAAGAGGGGGAACUCGUCGGUCUUGACAGCGCGAUGGGCGCAAGCCCAGCAAAAAGCCGAGGAAGCAUACAAACGCUACAUCAUUGAGGGCCUGCUCCGACAGAAACCGCUCCCACCCAGCGCCGACGGGCGACACAUCCCGCUUCAACCAGGCUUGGCGCGACAGAAGCCGCUCAAGGACGAGCGGAUGGGCCACGCGUACCAGACGAAUUUCAUCCGGUCGAGUCGAUACACGGUGUGGAAUUUCCUGCCGAAGCAGUUGUUUUUCCAGUUCACGAAGCUGGCCAAUUUCUAUUUCUUGGUUAUUGGUAUUUUGCAGAUGAUACCCGGGCUCAGCACGACGGGCACGUACACGACGAUUGGCCCGCUUAUUGCGUUUGUGGCGCUUAGCAUGGCGAAGGAAGGAUAUGAUGAUUAUAGGCGGUAUCGGAUGGAUAAGAUGGAAAACCGGAGUUUGGUGACGGUUUUGGAUCCCGAGGGGACGGUUAAAGAUACGACGAGGAAGCGGGAUCGGGUUGCUCGUGCGGUUUUUAAGAGGGGGGAGAAGGCGGACGUGAAGAUUGACUCGGGCGAUCACGAGCUGGAAUUGGCCGAGGAAGGGGGUGUUGCGACAGCGGUGGAAGGGGAGUGGGCCAAGAUUGAGUGGCAGGCGCUGAGGGUUGGGGAUAUCAUCCGGUUGGAGCGAGACGAGAACGUACCGGCCGACAUCGUCCUGCUCCACGCCACAGGCCCUAACGGCGUCGCCUUCAUCGAGACUAUGGCGCUGGACGGGGAAACGAACCUGAAGAGCAAACAAGCCUGCCCGCUACUGGCCAAACACUGUUCCUCGAUCAGCGGCAUCGGAGCCUGCGAGGGCGAGGUGGUAUCGGAGGACCCCAACAUCGACCUGUACAGCUACGAGGGCCGGGCUACAGUCCGCGGUGAGACGAUGCCCCUGACGCUGAACGAGGUGGUCUACCGCGGCUCGACGUUGCGCAACACGAGCCACGCGAUCGGGCUCGUCAUCAACAGCGGCGAGGAGUGCAAGAUCCGCAUGAACGCCAACAAGAACGUGCGGGCCAAGGCGCCCGAGAUCCAGCACGCGGUCAACCGCAUCGUGGUCGGGCUCGUGUUUUUUGUGAUCAUUCUGAGUGUUGGAUGCACGGUCGGGUACAUCCUCUGGCGGCGCGAGUACGAGUCGCGGGCGUGGUAUCUGAGCCGGUCAAACGUGCCGCUGAAGGAGAUUUUCAUCGCGUUUGUGAUUGCGUACAAUACGUUGAUUCCGCUGUCGUUGUAUGUCAGCCAUGAGAUCAUUAAGCUGGGGCAGCUGUUCCUGCUUAGUGAUAUCGAGAUGUACGACCCGGUCACGGACACGCCGAUGGUGGCCAACACGACGACGAUUUUGGAGAACCUCGGCCAGGUCAGCUAUGUGUUUUCUGACAAGACAGGCACGCUUACCGAGAACCUGAUGAAGUUCCGCAAAAUGAGCGUGGCGGGGACAGCGUGGUUGCACGAUAUGGACUUGCGGCUGGACGAGGACGAGGAGAACACGAAGAAGGACGGGAGCCCGGGCCGGGAGACGACCACCACUCCGACGGAGACGGAACGGGUAGGUCGCCCACGGCUGUUGCGGCCCCAGCCGUCGACGCUAUCCUCGAGGACGGAAGUCGGACGAGAAGAGAGCCGUUCUUUCGAUGGCCGUCGGUCGGAGAGUCUGCGGCCUACUCCCCGAGCGAGCACGACAUCGAGGUGGAAAUCACCGGUCCACACCACGCAGCCGCGACAGCCGGAGCUUAACACAGAGGAACUGCUGAGGUACAUCACUAACAAACCGCAUUCGGCAUUUUCCCGCAAGGCUCGGCAGUUCAUUAUGUGUCUGGCGCUUUGUCAUACGUGUCUUCCGGAAAGAGGCGAAGACGGCAAGAUCAGCUUUCAGGCGGCGUCUCCGGAUGAGCUCGCGUUGGUCGAGGCGGCUAAGGAUCUGGGCUACCUGCUCGUGGACCGUUCCGCGCAGUCGAUGACCCUCGAGGUGCCGAAUCCCAAUAGCCACAACAGCCCCCACACCCCCAGUGGUACCGCGACGACAACAACCGAGAAAUAUGAAAUCCUCGAUGUAAUCGAGUUCAGCAGCAAGCGCAAGCGCAUGUCCAUCAUCCUGCGCUUGCCCGACGGCCGGUUGUGCAUCUACACUAAGGGCGCCGACAGCGUGAUCCUACCUCGGCUGCGGCAGAAGCAGCUGGCCAUGCAGACGGCGUCGGCGGUGGAGCGACGGGCGAGCGUGCGCCGUAGUGUGGAGCAGGAGAAGGUGCUCACAAUGCGCCGGCAGAGCAUGCAGGGUAGACAGAGCAUGCAGAGCGUGCGCAGUCCAAGGCGCGAGAGUAUGAAUCUCAUGCGUGACAGUAUGAAUCUGCGGCGAACGACGCUGGAUCGCAGGGAUAGCUGGCGACGGUCGGUCGGGAUUACGGAUGAGGCCCAGGUGGGCGGCGCGCGGUCGUUGGAGCUGGCGCGGCUGUCACUGGCUGACCCGUACCCGAACCCGUAUGACGGAAUGGGGAUGGCCAUCGACGAAUCGCUGGCACUCAACGAAGGCGGCGUGUUCGAGCGCUGCUUCCAGCAUGUGGACGACUUCGCUACGGAAGGCCUCCGUACGCUCAUCUUUGGGUACCGGUAUGUCGAUGAGGAGGAAUACCGCAAGUGGAAGGAGGUGUACCUGCAGGCGACGACCAGCCUGUCGCAGCGCCAGGCCCGCAUCGAGGCCGCUGCUGAGCUGAUUGAGCAGGACUACGACCUGGCUGGGGCGACCGCCAUCGAGGACAAGCUGCAGCAGGGGGUGCCCGAGACGAUUGACAAGCUGCGGCGUGCUAAUAUCAAGGUGUGGAUGCUGACGGGGGAUAAGCGCGAGACGGCCAUCAACAUUGCGCAUUCAGCGGGGAUCUGCAAGCCCUUCUCCGAGGUGUACAUCCUCGAUGUUGCGGACAAAAACCAGACCAGCCUGCACGACCGCCUAGCCAUGACACUCACCGACGUCUGCCGCGGCAUGGUCCCGCACUCGGUCGCUGUCAUCGACGGCCACACCCUCUCCGUCGUCGAGGCCGACCCGGCCCUCCGCAUCCUCUUCUUCGACCUCGUCGCCCGCGUCGACUCUGUCAUCUGCUGCCGCGCCUCGCCCUCCCAAAAAGCUCACCUCGUCCAAUGCAUCCGCCACCAAGCCCCCUCUGCCGUGACCCUCGCCAUCGGCGACGGGGCCAACGACAUCGCCAUGAUCCAAGCCUCCCACGUCGGCAUCGGUAUCUCCGGCCGUGAAGGACUCCAAGCGGCCCGCAUCGCCGACUACUCCAUCGCACAGUUUCGUUUCCUCCAGCGCUUACUCCUCGUUCAUGGCCGGUGGAAUUACGUCCGCAGCGGAAAAUACAUCCUCGGCACUUUCUGGAAGGAAGUCAUAUUCUACCUCCUCCAGGCCCAGUACCAGCGGUACAACGGCUACACCGGCACCUCCCUCUUCGAAUCCACCUCCCUCACCGUCUUCAACACCAUCUUCACUUCGCUCCCCGUCAUCAUCCCAGGUAUCUUCGAACGCGACCUGUCCGCAGCCACCUUACUCGCCUUCCCCGAACUAUACACCUUCGGCCAACGCAACCGUGCCUUCCACCUCGCCCAAUACCUCGGCUGGAUGCUACUCGCCGUCAUCGAAUCCAUCCUAAUCUACUACGCCGUCUACUACCUCUACGCCUUCCACUCCCACUCCCCGGUCCCCACCGACCUCUUCCCCGUCGGCACACUAGCCUUCUCCUGCGCGGUGGUCUUCAUCAACCUCAAAUUGUUUUUCCUCGAAGUCCAUGACCGAACGCUAGUCAUCUUGGGGGGGUUGGCGGUGUCGACGGCUGGUUGGUGGCUGUGGAAUAUUUUGCUUAGUGCGCUGUUCAAAACGAGUGUGGCGCCCUAUGUGGUAAGGGAGGCGUUUUUGCACGGGUUUGGGAGGCAAGGGUUGUGGUGGUUGGUGCAUUUUGUGGUGUUGUCGGGGUUGGUCGUUUUGGAGUUGGGGGUUACGGCUGUGAGGAGGGCGGUCUGGCCUACGGAUAGGGAUUUGAUGCAGGAGAUGGAGGCGGUGGGACAUAUUCCACAAGGGUGCGAUCUGGAGGGGGGAGUUGACGGUGGUAUUCAUGCGCAAGAUUUUGAUGGGAUGGUGGAUGGGAAGAAAAGUAUGGAUGGUGCAGCGGGGAAGGCCAAGAUGAAAGCGGACGCUGCGUCGCUUGAUACGGUCACGUCUGCUUCGGCUUCGGCCACGGCUUCCGCCCCCACGGCUACCUCUGUACCUGGCCCUACCCCAGCACAGGAGGAAACGGGGACCGCAUCGGUCAUAGCAACGCCCACAACCCCCGGCUGGCAGCGCUGGGAAGGUUAUAGUUACAGCCGGCCUAGUCCGGGCGGUGGUGUUGGUGCUGGGAGGUUAACGGGGGAGUAUGUCCGCCCGCAGUUUACCCCGCCAGCAGAGGAGCGGGAGGAUCCGAUGGAGAGUGCGGGGGAGGUGUUGAACGGGGGAAAUCAGAAGAGGUGA